Molecule: messenger RNA, 2452 nt
Organism: Salvia miltiorrhiza (redroot sage)
Lineage: Eukaryota; Viridiplantae; Streptophyta; Magnoliopsida; Lamiales; Lamiaceae
Product: calcium/calmodulin-regulated receptor-like kinase 2
Exons: 9
Coding region: 979-2253 (424 amino acids)
Biological process (GO): protein phosphorylation
Molecular function (GO): protein kinase activity; ATP binding
Source: RefSeq, a predicted model, not a curated record
CCAAACAACAUACCGGCAAAUCUGGCUGUUACAAGCAAUGAUCUUAAAUUUAUUAAAAACUGUGUACCUAAAUGAUGCUACAUACAAUUAAAUUUGCAAAAUUUCUUUUCACCAAAACCCCAUGUGGUUUAUAAAUUAUUUUGGUUUCCAUCUUAAUAAAGGAGCGUUUCAUUAAAUCAAGAACCACUCCACGAAUACGAUGUGCAGAUUUGAUUUGUUUAAGUUGAUCAAGUCAUACGCAGCUGAUCAAGACUCUUCUGCUGCUGUCGUUUGAAAUGGAUUUACAGCUUUGAAGAAGUUUAUUGGAUACCCUUUUGAUGAUGAUGUUCAUGGAUGUGCUAAAAAUCUGAUCUUUUUUUAUCCUUUUUUUGUUCUUCUAUGAAAACCCUUGAGAAUUUGAAUUUGUUAUAUUUCUUUUGGGUGUUUUUUCUCACUGGUGUUCUGUUUUUGUUAUGUGACUGGAAUUUUAUAAUUUGUAAAUGAAUGAGUAGCUGGAGUUAUACGAGAUGAUAUUUAGGGCCUAGGAGAAAAAAGGGUAGUUAUAUUGAAACAUGAAUUGAAGUGAAAUUGCGAAGCAUGAAGAUGAGGGCAGUCUUUUGUGAAGUCUGCAUUAAGAAGGCCGUGCAGCGAAAAACGGCCUUCUCUGGUCUUUCUUGUAUGCAAUCUUUAUUCUAUGAAAUGCUGGGAUGUGUGUGAUUAGCUGGAUUUCAAGGCUGUUAUCAAAGAAACGAAUUGUGAACCUUAGUGUUUUGAUAUAUUAUUCUAAUAUUGGUUAUUUUGAAUUGUUAUCAAGAAACAGUGCAGGCGAAUUUGGGGCUUUUCUUCCCAACCAAAGGCCUAAAUAUGUAUUGCCUGACAUGCAACAUACUUGCAUAAUCAUCUAAUGGUGAUGAAUUUGCUGUUACAUCUUGCUGCAGUAACCGGAGUACAUUUUCUGCAAGAUGUUCCCGUCUUCUUUUCCUAACGAAAGGCCAAAGGAUGGUUCAAAAAACUGAUCUGGUUAUAAUUGGAAUCUCUGUUGGCUUGGCAGCAGGCUUAAUCAUAGCUUCUCUAGUAUUUUUUGCCAUUCGCUGGUACAAGAGACGUGCUCAUCUUCAGCAAUGUGCAAAUGAGCGUUCUUCCUCUACUCUUCCAAUACGUAGAAAUGGCUUAAAUACAAGCAUUGAUUUUAGUGCAUCUCUUACAAAUUCUGUGACCAAGGGUUCUGACGAGCCUGUCCAGAAACCCCAACAUUCUUGGUGGAAUAACCAGAACAAAGACCGUUUCGCUUCUGUAUCUGGCAUUCUAAGAUACUCGUACAAAGACAUUCAGAAAGGGACACAGAACUUCACUACUAUUCUGGGACAGGGUUCUUUUGGCCCUGUGUAUAAAGCUACAAUGCCUGCUGGUGAAGUGGUUGCUGUGAAAGUUCUCGCUUCGGAUUCAAAACAAGGGGAAAAAGAGUUUCAAACAGAGGUUUCUUUGCUGGCUAGGUUGCAUCAUAGAAAUUUAGUGAAUUUAGUUGGAUAUUGUGUUGAUAAAGGGCAACACAUGUUAGUAUACGAGUACAUGAGCAAUGGAAGCUUGGAGAACCUUAUAUAUAAUGACGUGGAACAAGUAUUGAGUUGGGAAGAUCGGGUUCAAAUAGCUCUAGAUAUUUCACAUGGCAUUGACUAUCUUCAUGAUGGGGCAGUGCCUCCUGUCAUACAUCGAGAUCUGAAGUCAGCUAACAUAUUGUUGGAUCGUUACAUGAGAGCCAAGGUUGCCGAUUUUGGGCUGUCGAAGGAAGAGGUAUUUGAUGGCCACAACUCGGGCCUUAAAGGUACAUACGGGUACAUAGAUCCCAUGUAUAUAUCCACAAACAAUUUCACAACAAAAAGCGACGUGUACAGCUUUGGUAUUAUACUGUUUGAGCUCAUCACAGCAAUCCACCCACACCAGAACUUAAUGGAGUAUGUCAACCUUGCCUCUAUGAGCCCGGAUGGCGUGGACGAGAUAAUUGACACAAAGAUGGCAGAGACAUGCAACGUUGAAGAAGUGAGGAGUUUAGCCAAGAUUGCUCACAGGUGCCUGCACAAAAUACCCAGAAAGCGACCUUCGAUGGGAGAGGUUUCCCAGGCCAUUGUGAAGAUAAAGCAGCAGAGGAGGCGCCUCGUUAAAGAGGACACCAUGUCGUUUGCAGGUGAAGAUUUAUCGAGGGCCGUGAGUCGAAUAGAAUGCCAACAGCUGGAGUUGAGAAGAAUGGCCAGCAUUGAGGAGAGGCCAAGUGAAUGAUUUUUGAGCUAUUAAUCUUCAGCUGCUGCUUUGCAAUUUCUUGUUUGGAGAAAACGAGUUAUAAUUUGUAGUCACCAUAUAGUUUUAGGUCUGCUAACUGUAAUGUGAGUGAGGAAUUAUACUUCUUUUUCACUAAAUUAUGAGUCUCCAUUUUUCUUAGAAUCUUGAAUGAUUAUAUAUAUACUUCUUUUUCACUAAA